CUCUACAUAAGUCAUAUUCGUUCUCAAAGUUGAAGUUGGAUGGGCAGCGGCCAAAACAAGGAAGAAUUGCGCACUUGGCUUGUUCCCUCACCUCGACAAAACUGGGGCCGGAGGGGUCAAUCUCGAAGGGCCACCCCACCACCACCUGACCAAGCAAGAACAAUGAACUUCGUGGAUGGCGAUAACAGAGAUUAUCCAUUGACAUGGGGAGAGAACAAUCCAGUGCCAUCCCCAGCUAAAUCAAUUUUUUUUCUCAGUUUGCUCAAACAAAGGAUUACCUAGAAACCAUUUAGAACAGUUCAUAUAAACUCUCAAUCGGUUCGAUCUACUAGGAUCUCAUGCCGAUCGUGAUCGCAGCCUCAGGGAGACAGCGGCGCAAAGUUCGUUUCACUGCUUCCACUGCUUCCAACCAAACACCGAAGACGAGAAACACGCAGAACCUCACCAUCAAGCCUAAGUAUCCGAAUAGCAGACCUUUACCUCCUGUGUCUUCUUCGACUACUACUCCUGUUGCUGCUACGGCAGUCACUACUGACUCACAAUCAUCGCCAAAACACCACGACAAGAUGUGUGAACCACAAGUGCAACCCGGUGUGCCCGGUCUGUUCACCACGCCGCCUUUGCUCUUGGAUGCCUUGGUCACAGAGACCUCCGAGGCUCAGGCCGAGACGGUCAGCAAAUGUCUGCCAUUCUUGAAGGGGACUCACAGCACCCAGAAUGGCCCCUUCAAUCGAUUUGGCGUGCCCGCCCUCAUGAGGGAUGAGCAUGUAGCCUAUUUGUUUGAUUCCUUAGAAGACUAUCCGGAAGGUUUCGUUGCCAUGGACGCCAGCCGGCCAUGGUUGGUCUACUGGGCAUUGGCAGCCUUGAGCCUCCUGCGUGAGGAUACUAGUAAAGUUCGUGAACGGGUUAUCAAUACAUUCAUGUCUAUGCAAAAUCCAGCAGGGGGCUUUGGAGGUGGCCAUGGCCAAUUGUCCCACUGCGCUUCCAGCUAUGCUGCUGUGCUUUCCCUUGCGAUGAUCGGAGGCGAAGAAGCAUACAGCUUGAUCGACAGGGAGAAAAUGUGGAGAUGGCUGGGGAGGUUGAAGCAGCCUGAUGGGGGCUUCGGAGUCUGCGAAGGUGGGGAGGAAGAUGUGCGCGGCGCUUACUGCGCGAUGGUCAUCAUUUCACUACUCGAUUUGCCACUGGUUUUACCCCCGGAAGCUGAAGCCAGGCACCAUGGUCUGGAGACGUUCGAUAGUGGUCUCUCCGCGUACCUGUCUCGAUGUCAAACCUUUGAAGGUGGCAUUUCCGGGAGCCCCGGGUCUGAGGCACAUGGCGCUUAUGCAUUCUGUGCUUUGGCGUGUCUGUGCAUCCUAGGCCAACCCGAGGUGACUGUGGCAAGGUGCAUGGAUAUCCCUUUACUACUGUCCUGGCUCUCCGCUCGACAGUAUGCCCCUGAAGGAGGAUUCUCAGGUAGAACCAAUAAGCUGGUAGACGGAUGCUACAGCCACUGGGUCGGGUCGUGCUGGCCAUUGAUUCAAUCCGCGCUCGACGGAGCUCAGCCAGCUGAAGGGCCUAAGCAGAGCUCUGUAGGCAACCUCUACAGCCGAGAAGGCUUGACGAGAUACAUCCUUGGGUGUUGCCAGGCCAAGUUUGGAGGUCUUCGUGAUAAGCCUGGAAAACAUGUCGAUUCAUAUCAUACCUGCUACACCCUCGCGGGUCUAAGCACUACUCAGCACCACCACUAUCAUACAACCUGCAGUGUCUCCACCAAGGAUGAUUUCGCGUCGGCGUUCUCGUGGCAAUACACUUCGACGAUUGCCUCAGAUGGCGAGCCGGGAGAUGCAAACGUGUUCGACGAGACUGAUAGGGUCGCCGCUCUUCAUCCGCUCUACGUAAUUCCCCAUGCAGCUGCGGAGAGCAUGCGUCUGUGGUGUGAGAGGCAACCUACAUGGGCCUAAAAUGCGAUGGUCAGCACGGAGCUUGGAAGAAUCCUUUGUGUAGUUUGACGGGGAAAGCCAGCGAGACAUGGUGUCAGAUAGGGGGGCGACCCUGACUUGUACAGUAUAACAUACGUAAGCAUAAACUUGGUGUUAAGGAAUCUGUGUGACCCCUGGCUUGAAUGGAGCGUCAGUAGCAGGACGUGCCCUUCAGCAAACCAAGCGGGAUGGCAGACAAGAAUGCAACGGCAGUCGAAGAUGACUGAGGUAGCACGAACUGUUCUGUUCGCUUUGAUCUGGACUCGAGCUUCGUCUCCGUACCACCUGAGCCGCCUGAGAGUCUUCUGUUUUCUUUGUGCCUAUAGUGCGAUUGAUGCCAUUCUAGCUUUCCCGGGUACCUUCCAACCCCAGCCGAUCCUCU
Molecule: messenger RNA, 2340 nt
Organism: Aspergillus saccharolyticus JOP 1030-1
Lineage: Eukaryota; Fungi; Ascomycota; Eurotiomycetes; Eurotiales; Aspergillaceae
Product: CAAX farnesyltransferase subunit beta RAM1
Exons: 7
Coding region: 339-1940 (533 amino acids)
Biological process (GO): protein farnesylation
Cellular component (GO): protein farnesyltransferase complex
Molecular function (GO): protein farnesyltransferase activity
Source: RefSeq, a predicted model, not a curated record